Messenger RNA from Medioppia subpectinata, 1899 nucleotides. The record is from the annotation of a GenBank genome assembly. Lineage: Eukaryota; Metazoa; Arthropoda; Arachnida; Sarcoptiformes; Oppiidae.
AUGGCGUACAAAAUGAUUGUCUGUGUCUGUGUUAUCACCGCUGGAACCGCUACUAUUCACUUUGAAGUGAACUCAAGCCAUGACUUUCCGCCACAACCGCCACAAAACACCGCCGAAGACAUCAUUAGAUUGGCCGAAAGAUCCAAUGGUCAGAGCAUUGGUAUUACAUUUGGUGAUAAAUGGGAGGCAAACCAUUGCAAGACAUUAGUAAUGAUCAGAAGACUUGACUUAUGCGAACAGUUGUCUAAACGCAAGCCAUCGCCAGACCUGCCAUUAGAUACUGGACUCGAGACUCAAUUGCCUCGCGAAGCCAUUACCGGUCGUGGGUAUAGUAGCCGCACACAGUUGUCGCGUCCAUUACCGGUGGACACGGGCCGCAUCAAACAACCGCCCCUCGGGGUUCUUGUCCCUGGGCCGACCCCGUACGACAACUGGCUAUGGACCUUUCACGUGAUUGGCUGGGGGUUUGCGAGUGCGGCCAUAGAGUGGCCAUCACUGACCAUAACAUCGGCGGCAGUUAUAUUCACCGGCGAUGAGAGGGCUAUUGAGAUGACAGCCAAUUAUGGUUUGAGAACGGUUCCGCCGCCUACCGGAUCACCCGUACUGUUCAACGCAUAUCCAGAAUGGGUUCAUUAUCUAUCGGUACAAUUGGUUGACUACACUGCCGGCGCGUACUGUAAGGCCUGUACGGUAUGGUGUGUACGGUAUGGCCACCGCAGUCCUGUUCCCACAUAUCACUCGACAACACGUACCGACGACACCUCCGUCUAUACACUAACGGGUUUCCAACUCGUGGGAAAUGGUAUGCAUUUUAGUGUAGACCUCCUGCCCGACACCGGGAGCCCAGGUAUGCGCUAUCCCGGUGUCCACCUGGCCUAUAAUGGUGGCAACUCUCACUAUCAUCUAACCUACGCGUUAUGCGCUGUACUAAUGUUAUCGGUGGGCGAGUCAUUGGCCCAAUCAUGCCCGGAGCCGAGCGCCAUCGCACCAUGCACAUGUUUCCGGGAAGUUGCGCCACCCGUCGGAUUCAACGUCUAUAUAUACUGCGAGGGCAGCGACCCAUUGGACCUGAAAGCCAUGUUUCACCGGCUAAGCCCCGGCACCGGUCGUGGUUACUACCGGUUCCGGUUAACCAACACAGCGAUCGACACAUUGCCGGCCGAUCUGUUUGGCACCAUUAAGUUUCAUGAGAUCGAGGUAAUCGGCGCCCAUAGCCUACAACGGGUACACUCGCGGGCAUUGGCCGGUCAGUCACUGCAGAGAGUGUACAUCAGCGACGCGCCUAUAGCAGCGCCUGAGGGCGAGUAUGAUUUGUUCAAAGCCCUGGCGCCGGCUAUUGGCGACCUCUACGAGCUAACACUUGUUAACACUAGCUUAACUGCUAUACCUGCCAAAGCUCUACACUCGGCCCCUAAGCUUCACAAAGUGACAAUUAUUAACAAUAAGGCACUGACUAGUUUGGGCACCGGUGCGCUCAACCUCACUGGUCAGCUCCUGUCCGUAAACCUGCAAAAUAAUAGUAUAUUUAAUGUGUCGGCCGAUGCCAUAAGACUGGCGCCCACUUUUUUGGCUGAGCUUAACGUUAACGGCAAUCCGUUGUCCGUACGGCCGCUGAGCGGUCAGACAUUUGCCGGCAUUAGUAAAGGCAGUGACGCCUCGCUGUACACCUAUGGCGACGGCUUUCGGUACGUGAAUCGUACGGUAUUCGAGCCGUACCUGAGCUCCAGUACUAAACAUCGGCUCUAUUCGGACACCGACUGCGCCGACACUCGUAAUGAUUGGUUGCGCCAGAAAUACGCCAAACAAUGACAAAUACCAACGCUGCCACACUAUAUAAAGAGAAAUACCAACGCUGCCUCACCCUCUGAGGCCAAAUACCAACGCUGCCUCACGCUCUAA